CAAUAUACUAAUAAUAUAACUCAAAUGGAAGAAACAAGAAUUUUUUGAGGUUAAAGAAAAAUAAUUAAUACAAAUAAUAAAUAAUGCCAAAAAUUAGAAAUGAAUGUCACAAUAAAUAUUGUGUGUUUUUAUGGAAAUGAACUGUGCAUUUAGUUGAUUAAACUAAAAUAAAUAAAUGGUUAAAAUAAAAACCAUGGAAAAUAGAAAUUAAAGUUUGAAAAAAAUAAAUAAAUUUGUGUUUAUGAAAUUAUAAAUAUAUAAAACAAAAAGAAAAAGAAAAUAUUUCAAUUAAAGAAGUGAGUGUAAAAAUAAGCAAUUAAGAAAUUACACUAAAUCGAGCUUUAUAAAUAAAUGUGUGUUUUAUUAAUAAAAAGCUGCAUUAAAAUUUUAAACUCAUUUUUGCUAAAUUAUAAAAAUUAUACAAAAUAGUAUACAAGUUAAUAGCAAUAAAAAGUGUAAUAAUUUAUGCACAAAAAAGUAAAAAGAAAUAAUAAAAAUAACAAAUUUAAUGAAAACAAAUCAAAUCUGCGCUUAAAAUGCUUGCGGUGAAUUGAUUUGAACUCAAGCAGCUAUUUUUAAACCAAAACAAAGCAAAGAUUAAUGCGAAUUUGCUAAUGUUAUACAUACAACAUUAUCGCAUUUUCCGCCAGCGAAUUGGAAAAUCCAUAAAUACACUCAACAGCAUAAAAUAAACCAAAUAAGCUGUUGCGAAAACGUCAGUAAACAACAACAACGUAACAUCUGAAGGGAGUGAAAAGAACAAAAACUCAACCACUCUAUGAUGACAACUCAGUUGCAUUCGAAAACAAAAGGAUUUUCAUAAAACAACAAAAUACUCUUUAUACAGCAUCCACAAACACGAAAACACUACAACACAACCACACAACAUCUAAUUCAACAAAAAUGUCCGUUUUCAAACCUCUCACAAAUCGCAAGUAAAGAGUAUGAGCGGCUUGAGUGCAAUAAAGCUAUUCUACCAUAAGUAUCCAGUAUAUCCUUGCAAUCCAAUAAGCUCAGCUAAAACCAGUUAUGUGCUAUAACAAGUGCGCGUAGUAAACAAAACGUGUUAAGAGUGGUUGACGAGAAGGACACGUAGUGUAUGUGCGAACAAGUGGAUGUGAAAAGUGGCGCAGACAGACAGAGAGUGAGAGAGAGAGAGAGAGAGAGAGAAAACACGAAAGUGUAUGUGUGUUUAUCGAGUGUGGUAGCUAAAAUUGUACGGUUCAAGUGAAGUGUGGAUGCUAAGCGGCAGCGUUGAGCGACAGGACGAAAAUUGUGCAAAAUUUGCAACGAGAAAGAGAGCGGCAUUGCGGUCACAAGAUGGGACGUCGUUCUUUUAAUCGCGUUUGCGCUAUACAUUAUCCAAGUCGGGUAGAGGGUUGGUUGGAUGUUUGUGAAUCUGAGGGCGAACUCACACGCAAACACAAAACGCUGCCAUGGAGUCCACUCUACUGUGUACUGCAACAGGAUGAGCAAUCCUUCACAGCAUACUGCAGUGAGGAGAUAUCGAUCUUCCCGGCUACACCCAAAAAGGAGUUAACGGACGUUCUCUUCAAUGAAUAUCCACGCGUUCGGCUAGAUCGUGUGCGACGGCCCGCAAAAUCAUUGUGGGACGGUCCGCCAACGUUACCCGAAGAACCAGAGGAUUCAGACACAUGUCCCAUGGACAUAGCGCUGAAUACGACGCUCUACAGUGAAUUAGCAAGCGAUACACCGAAAAGUGUGCAAAUAAAAGUCAGCUGAGUGCUAAACAGUGAUGCCAAAAAGCAACAAAUAUAUAACGGUAUUAAAGUUGUAUAUAAUAAUAUAAAAAAAAAUUCUCGAUAUAACGGUACUAAAGAAGAAUACACGCUUAGAGCAAAUAUACGUGAAAUAUAAAGUAAUUAAAGAAUUGAUAUAGAACGUAACGUAGUAACGAAACCAAAAAAUGCAACUCUGAAAAAAUAUUUAAAAACAAAAUUUAAAAAUAAUAAUUUAAAAAAAUAAAAAAAAUAUCUAAAAAUUAAGUAAAUUGAAAAUUUAUUCGCACAUACUACAACAACAUUUAGUCAACAUACCAAAAUACACACACACACGCAAAAAAAAAUAAACAACAACAA
Molecule: messenger RNA, 2099 nt
Organism: Zeugodacus cucurbitae (melon fly)
Lineage: Eukaryota; Metazoa; Arthropoda; Insecta; Diptera; Tephritidae
Product: ras GTPase-activating protein raskol
Exons: 5
Coding region: 1321-1743 (140 amino acids)
Source: RefSeq, a predicted model, not a curated record